UGGCUGUUGUCUCCUGAGGGCGUUGGUGCUGGGAGCCACCACCAAACAUCACCCCCGUGGCGGAGUGCGGGGUUCCGGGCAGCCUGGAGCAUUCCUGGGCUUUUUUCCGUUGUCACCCUCCCCACAGCAGGCAGAGGACAGCCACAGGAGCCAGGUCUGUAGUAGUGGUGGCCUUGGUGGCCUGUCCUGCCCACUUUUUGUGGCUGUUCUGGGUCCGGCCGUGCAGUUGAUGUUUGCUGGGCAUUGCACCAGUCCCUGGAGUGUCCGUGCCAGGUGGAACCUGCUGCCUCGCUGCCAGCACCUGGAGGGUAAAAGGACCCAGCUGGAUGCUCCUCCUCUGCUGGGUGAAGGAGACCUGGAAACCCCAGUGCUGGGGCUGUGGGGAGCACUCAGAGCAGUGCCUGUGGGGGCUUGUCAGCUCCUGCUCACCCGGACAUGGCUGGGCAGAGAGGAGGGCUGGCCCUGCCCCUGCUCUGGCCCCUGCUGCUGCUGCUGCUGCUGAGCCUCACCUGCCUCUCCGUGCUGCACCUGGCUCUGGAGACCACUGCCCUGGGUGUGACAGCAACUGUGUCCCCAGCUCUCCCUACCUCCUCAACACCCAUGGAGAGCUCAACGCUGCUGCCUACCACUGACUCCACCACCACAGCCACCCUCCUUUCCUCCAACCCUGAAACAGAAGCCUCCACCCCAGAGGAGUACAGCACAUCCACAGAGACUGGCAGCACCUCACCUCCCACUGUGCUUCCUCCCACCACAACUACAGAGGAUUCAUCUGAAUCUACAGAAGAGACCUUGGCAACCCUGGCAGACACCACAGCCAGCCCUGUUAUCAGCACAUCAGACCCCAUGAGAACUCCCUCUUCAAGCUACCCAGACAGGACCACUCCUGACAUCUUCCCCUCAACUGUGGAGUCGACUCCAGGCACUGAGCCCUCUUCCCCUGCCACCAGCUCAGCCCAGACCUCAGAGGCUGCUACCCUCAGCACCCCUGCAGCCCUGCCAACGCUGCUGCCAGCCUGCCCCUCUGGCUCACCCAACACCAGUGCAACUCACCUCUUUCUGUCGCUGAGGCUAAGCACCCCUCUGGACCUGGGGAACACCACGGUGCAGGAGCUGCUGUUGUCCAAGCUCCGUGAGGACCUGCAGACAGCAUUCCCCUGCGCUGGCCUGUCACUGGCGUGGCGAGGGAAGAGGAGGACUUGACUGCUGCCCCUCACCUGGACUGCCAAGCCACCUGCUCCCAGCUCCUCACUCCACGGUGGUGCAGGCCCCUGGGGAACCCCAUACAGCUCCUCUUGAACCUGGGGCUUCCUGUCCUUCACUCUGUACCCCCAGUCCCCUCCUGCCCCUUCCCACAGCCUGUCUGAAGAGCCUGAGCCCUCCCACCACCCUGCUCCAGACCUGGUUCCCCCUCCAGCUCUGCUGGGGGGCUGGGAGAAGGGAACCCCAUGGGACUGGGCUUUUACAUCUGGGACUGAGCUGCCUCAGCCAUCAAAGCCACCCUGGGGACAGGAAUGAGAGGAAGGAGACCUGAAGCCCUCAGUACUGCUGUGCCCGAGGCUCACCUGUGGUAUUGCUGACAGAGGAGAACACCCAUGCCGGGCAGUAAAUAGAAAU
Messenger RNA from Camarhynchus parvulus, 1617 nucleotides. RefSeq names its product cell wall protein DAN4-like. The transcript has 5 exons. Bases 436 to 1203 code for a protein of 255 amino acids. The record is from RefSeq and is a predicted model, not a curated record. NCBI's taxonomy places the organism in Eukaryota, Metazoa, Chordata, Aves, Passeriformes, Thraupidae.